UGCAGAUGAGCUUCUCUGAUACGGUUUCUGACAGUUUGUGCAGAAAUUCUUUAGUUUUGAAAAUCCACAUUUUCAUCAGUUGUCCGAUGGCUGGACUCAGACGAUCCCGCUGUUGCCAGAUCCGGAGGUCCGGGCUAGCGUGGUUACAUGUGGUCUGCGGUUGUGAGGCCGGUUUGGACGUAUUGCAAAAUUCUCUAAAACGAUUUUGGAGGCGGCUUAUGGUACAGAAAUUAAUUGCAUGGUCCCUCAAAACUUGAGACAUUCGUGGCAUUGUGUUGUGUCAAAACAAAUGCCUGUGUGAACAGAGGAUAAGCUACCCCAGGGCCAGUUUUAGCCUGGGGCUAAGAUAGCCUGGGGCUAAGAACAAUGCAGUGUGAAAAGGCCUUUUGGGAAUGGGAAUGUGGGAACUGCCAAAUGAGAUCUGUUUCGACCAACCUGGUCUCAGAGGAUUUCGUAUUAUUCUGCCGGUGGUGGCUGGUCCCCUGCAGGAAGGAGGUCCCUCCGCCCUCUCUGGACAUCGAGGGGUCCCCGGCGUACACUGUACGUUCUAUUCUGGACUCUAGAAGCCGGAUGAGGAGCCUACAGUACCUCGUGGACUGGGAGGGGUACGGUCCGGAGGAGAGGUGCUGGGUACCGGUGGGGGGACAUUUUGGACCCAUCACUACUGAGGGACUUCCACCGCCUCCACCCGGAUCGCCCUGCGCCUCGCCCCCCGGGUCGCCCUCGAGGCCGGUGGCGGUGUGCUGCGGGAGCCGCGCGUCAGAGGUGGGUACUGUCACGACCCCCACCGAAGGUGGCUCUCCUGUCUGUUCGGGUGGCGCUCGGGGGUCGUCGUCACCGGUCUACUAGCCCCCACCGAUCCCCUUUUCCUUUUCUGUUUGUUUGGUCUUAUUGGUUGCACCUGUCUCUUAUUUUGUUUCUUGAUUCAUGUCUAUUUAAGCCUGUUAGGCCCGCCAAUUUUUGUGCGGGAUUGUUUUUCUGUUAGUCAGGUUGUGCGUGUUGUGUUCCUGUCCGUUUGUGCCCUGUGUUGGGUUGGACUAUUUUCUGACGAUUUUUUGCCUGUUGUUUUGGGGCGUUCGUUUUGGGAAUCCUAAUAAAGUCACUUUCCCCCAGUAUCCUCUGCUCUCUGCAUUUGACUCUGCACCCACCACUCUAGGCGAUUGUGACAGUGACGAAUGCAUGGAUGUCUCUGGUCUGCAAAAUGGGUCAACUUUAAGCACUUUUAUCACCUGAUAAAGGUGCUAAAAGUUAACUAAUUUUGCAUUCCCCACCAUACCAGAGAGAAAAAACAUUCAGGUCCAAAAAGUUACUUUUCUGACCACUUCUUCUAUGGGCAAACAUGUAUGGGAAAUUUUGUUUAAAACAGAAGGGAUGCUGUCAAAAAGUUAUUGAAUUCAAAUGGGUUUACCUUUGAGCUUUAAAACUGCAACCUUUUCUCUCUGCCUCAUGUCAAAAUGUGUAGAAUUGCAAGAUAUUAGCUUUAAAGCUGCAACAACAAAAAAUAUCUCUGUCCCAUGACAAAAUGUGUAAAAUUGCAGGAAAUUAGCUUGUAAACUGCAAAAUGUUAUUUCUGAUGCCAAGAGGUAGGCCUUUCAAAUGUUCAUUUCCAGGGCAGGCUGGCUAUGCACUGCAAAGUCAUAGUAAAACUCUUCCUAACCUGCUGUCACUCCCCCAGUGCUCUCUCCCGCUAUCUCUGUGUGAGUGGAGACAGGUGUGCUGGAGGCAGAGCAGAUCCCCACCAGCUGCAACCUGUUCCACAAUCAAGGCCUCUACAAAUACUCAGCCCUGCCACUUCCACACUGCCAGUUCGUAGCCUCUGCUCAGUCAGUCUUUGGGUCAAGUCCUGUUGUUAUCCCGUUGUGCCUGUUUUUACCCUAGCCUGAUGCUGCUUUUCUCUCUGCUACAGUUCCGUCUGGUCUGAAUCUGGUCCCUGUCUCCAGUCCCUCGUCUCGUCAGUCCUGCUUCCCUGCCCUGGAACCCGCUCUACUGCUUCCUUGGAUUCUGCUCCAGACCUGCUUACCCUGCCCCUACUCCCCUUGCCUCAGCCUCAGGCCUGCACCCCAACUCCCCCUGCUUUUCAAUAAAUACCUUAGUUACUUUAUCCCUGUCUCCUCGUCUGUCUGCACUUGGGUUCACCUGCUCCGCCCCACGUAACACUCGAGUUUGUUCUGAUUAUGAGCGGGUCCCUGAUGAAUUUGCUAUCACAAAAGGGGUCCUGAGCCCCAAAAUGUUUGAGAACCCCUGGACUAUGUUAUACCAUAUAUCCGAGGACAAAUGUAGCAACGCUUUUGUGCCAUGGGGUGUAGCAGCAGCACAGUGCCAACUUUCCAAAAAAAGUAUUCCUGGAAGAAAGAAACCUUGAGAGGAACCAGACAGAGGGGGGGGCAUCCUCCAUUGGUUUAUCAUCCUCCUCUGGCUGCAAAACAACUGUGUGUUGUGGCAGUGUUACCAAGAGACCAAACCAUGACCAAUCACAUACUACUCUGAUUCAGCAAUGGGCAAAGGGAGGGAAAUCAAAUCAUUGACAAAAAAAAUAAAAAAAUAUUAGUAACUCACAGAACCUGUUCUACGGAGUUAAGCAGGAAACCAACAGGAUCAGGUCAAGGAAAACCCCUUGCAUUACACUAAUUCUGGCCCUCAAUUUACACACUCGCCUCUCACCAUUGUAAAACACGUUGGGUUUUGGCUGCUAAUGGCCAGCAUAAAUCGAAUUUGAUUAUAAUGAAGAGCAUGGUCCUUGUUAUACAGCCAACUGUAUCUCUAUGGGGGUUUACACCUGCUCAUCAUGACCAGCCCUUGGCUUGAAGAGGACAACUGACUCACACUGUUAUUUUAACAGUAAUAAUCAUACUAUUUCUAAAUCGAACAAGCACAUCAACACCCACAAUGAGACAUAACAGGGGGAAGUGAGAGGACAGUUGGAAAGAUUUGUAUGACAUUGGAAUGUUGCUGUCAAACAUUGUUGGCGUGCUGGCUGGGAGGCACAGGGUUGGGGCAUGAUGUGUUUGUUCUCUCUCUGCCUUACCUGUCGGUUUACAAAAUAGGGAGGCAUAGGAGAGGGGGCGGUGGCCAUUUUCUCUCCCUCGAAGUUUUCACAGAAUCAUUGAGGAUUCAGUAAUACACCUGUCGUUAAGCCGAAUUAAUAGAUUAAUACGUUUUUUACGCCUGUCUAUGGAAGCUCCUGCUUAACAUCAUGUGUUAACGAUUCUUUUGGAUAAUAGGCCGACCAAUAGGACAUCAAAAUGAAAAAGUCAACGUUUUUUUUGGGUCGAAAGACCCAAUCUCUUUUCGACACCAAUAUUAAAGUCAAGGAGAUGGACAAUGUUGAGCUGGUGUUGGAUUCAUCAGCCAUUCCUGAAUCAGGCACUGCCAAAGUAAGGAACAGACCCACAGUAAAGCACUUCACGUCCUCCUCUGAUAUUGUACAAGGGUUUAAUGUACCAACGCCCAAAGUUCCUGUCCUCCCCCCUUUCAACAGACCAAAGUUCAACGGGGCAGUAAACGGCGAACGGUUGUCCAAUGGAUCUGCUAUAUCUGUACCUGAUUUGGUGGAUGGAGAGAUAUUUAUUCCACCUCCACCUUCGAUGGCCCCCCCACCCCCUCCACCCAUAUUCAACCCUCCCCCACCAGAUUUCUUGGGUGACCUCGACUCCAUUCAGCCUCCCUCCAUGCCCCCUCCAAAACCCCCAUCAAAACCACCAUCAAAACCACCAUCAGUUGCCCCCUUUGAAGGGGACAAGAAUGUUUUCACCUCCAUGAAACUUCCACCUAUGGCCCCUCCGAAGCCCCCGUCAACUUCCUCCAGUGCUUCUAGUUCCUCUUUGUCCAGUUCUACACCACCACCAACCACUGUCCCUGAUAUCACAGAGCCCCCAAAGUUUGCCCCUCCACAGCCCCCUACAGACAUGAGGCAAGCUGCUCUGAAAGCCCUGAAGACACCGCCUACGAAGCCAAUGAGGCUGUCCUCCAUCCCCAUUAUGUGUGAACUCCCCCAGGUUCCAGCCCCAGCACCCCCUGUACAGAACCCUAGGCCUUCCAGCUUCAACCCCCAGAACACAGCUAAGCUCUACAGUGUUCCUAAGACCGGCAUUCUAGAUAGGCAGGUGGAAGGUGAAAAUAGGCACAAGCAGAUCCUACUGCUGCAUGACCCUGGGUCUACUGACUCCAUCCAUGUCCAGGUCAAUGGGACAGCCCCCUCUGUGGCACCGCCAGUUAAGCCAGCCCGGAGAAACAGCUCGGGUAUGCUGCUGGAGCAAGACCUGAAGGAGUUAAAGGAUAAUUUUCAAGCCACCCUUCAAGGCCAACCCACCCCACCUGAGACUCGGGAGGAAGUAAAAGUGGAGCCGUUGCCUUUAUUAGCACAGCAGGCUAUCAACAAACCUGCCAAAACCCCCACUAAAGCAUCACCAACGCUUCAGGUGAUCACUGCCCCUGUAACCAUAGAGGCUAGCCAGGUCAAACACGAAGUGUCUCCAAACCGGAGUCGCAAGUUCAGUCCUAUGCUGGAUCGUAAACUGCGCAACCUAAAGUUCAGUGCGGUCACUGGGACGAGGGAGGGUCCUGCCACUUCCCCCCUGGCUCUUCUCAUGGCGGCUAAAGAGCGAGAGAAGCACAGGUCCACUUUGUCACACGAAAACAGCAAAAAGAGUAAUGAGCCAUCCACCAGCAUCCAGCACAGCGAAUCCAAUCCCAAUUCUUUCACCAUCGUCCCCAGGUACACCUCAUUCACUUCUGUGACCUCACAAGAUAAUCCACAGUCUGUGGUCCCAGUGCAGCCCCCAGUGGUGAUCCAGACUCCAGCAAAACCCCAGAUCAUUGAGUCAGUGGUGGAAAAGAGGCCAAUUGUAAAUCCAGUAUUUCAGGGGCUCCUGGCUGUGGAGAAACAAAGUGGAGAGCAGAGGAUUCCUUCCCCCUUUAGCCUUGUCAGGAAUGAAGAGAACAGGGAGGACCUAUGCUUGCCAUUACUCCCUCCCCCUCCCGAAUUCGAUGACCAUGAUGAUGUCGUGGAGUCUCCCCCCAGCUCGCCUCCACCUGACCCUCCCCCGAAGAAGGUCCUGGACCCCAUUCCCACCCCUGUCCUUCCAGUCCUGCCCCCCACUGCCGGCCUUAUCAUUCCUGUCAAAACUCCCUCCCCUGCGCCCCCCCCUCCUCCAAAACCCAAACCCCCAAGCCCUCCCAAACUCCUGUCUCCCGUCAUGGAGGUCAAACCCAAGCUACCUGUUCAGACCACACCCAAGCCACCUCCCACCCAGGCGCCCUCCUCCCUCUCAGCCAGCCAGGCCACGCUCCUGACCAUCCUGCAGAAGAAGAUGCUGGAAAUGGACCACAAAAUGGACAACAAAAUGCUGGCCAUGAAGACAGACUCUGAUGACUGGGGUUCUCCCUUGUCGGAGGAGACCAUGGUCCCUGUUGUCCCCAGGGUCACCCCGAAGACCCCUGUUAUCACCGCAAAGAGCAAGAAUGCCACCCUGUCAGCCAAAACACAAGGCCUGGACCUGAAGGAGCUGGAGACUAAAAUGGCCAUGAAUUCUCAGGCUUUGUCAGCUCCAUCAAAAGUACCCAUCAGCAAUGGGCCACAGUCAAAGCAGGCGUAUGGCAUGACUUUCAUGGUACGACCCGGAACCAAACAACCAAUAACUGUUGUCAGCAAAGGGGUCUCAUCAUGAGAAGCCAACUCCAAAUUAUACCACACAUACAAUUUCAUUCAAAUCAAUUAAAAUAACUUUUAUUUCCUGAGAGGGAACUAUAUGUGGGGUGACGGGUCUGUACAAGACAAAUAACAAUAUAGAACACAAAAACAUGUAGUGUAAUAGAUUAGGAGCAAUCUAUGCAAUCACAUGCAUAUAUACACAUACAAUACCAGUCAAAAGUUUGAACACCUACUCAUUCAAGAGUUUAUUUAUUUGACUAUUUUCUACAUUGUAGAAUAAUAGUGAAGGCAUCAAAACUAUGAAAUAACACAUAUAGAAUCAUGUAGUAACCAAAGAAGUGUUAAACAAAUCAAAAUAUAUUUUAGAUUCUUCAAAGUAGCCAGCCUUUUCCUUGAUGACAGCUUUGCACACUCUUGGCAUUCUCUCAACCAGCUUCAUGAGGUAGUCACCUGGAAUGCAAUUAAGUAUACUGUAUUAUGAUUUGUUGAACACGUUUUUGGUUACUACAUGAUUCCAUGUGUUAUCUCAUAGUUUUGUCUUCACUAUUAUUCUACAAUGUAGAAAAUAGUACAAAUAAAGACCCUGGAAUGAAUAGGUGUCCAAACAUUUGACUGGUACUGUAGAUACAAAUGAAAACAAGAACUACAAGAGUUGAGGAGUUUUAUGGAUGUUGGCACAAAACUAGAAGCUGCCCUCUUAGAUUUAUAUGCCAGAGAUCUAUGUCUGAGGGUAGGUGGCUAUACUGGUCAUUGAGUGUGUGCGUAAUGUCCAAGGCUAUUUGUUCCCACUUCUUCCUCACAAUUUUAUAUUUAUUUAUAGACGUCACUGAGGGGUUCCUGGCUUUCUCCAAUGAUUUUUAGUACCCUGUUCAACAGUAUCUUUGACUGCUGCAGUUAAAUCAGUGUGUGACAGUAUACAUUGCCUUAUUUUUUAUCUUAGGCUGACCUAAUAGAUUUAAAAACAUCUGCUUUCAAACUAGCAGCUGUAAAUUGCCAGUCUUAACAUAUACAGAAUGCGUGCAUCAAAAGGAUGUUUAUAUAAAUGUCUUGACGUUACUAUAAAAGGACGUAGAAAUUGUUUUGCUUAUAGGUUGUGAGUGCCACAGUACCUGUACAUACUGUAUAUGUUAACAGCAUAAAUGGAAUUGAAAUGUAGCCUACUAGAAUACAUUUAGAAGACACAUACUGUAUAUAGUUGACUGUACUAAACUUGUUCCAUACAAUGGAUCACUAAAUAAAAGCAAAACAGUUGUCAGGCAUUUGCCACAUAAGGACAUUAAAAAUGUACUUUUACAUUUGUGCUGAAGUCUAGCUAUUGCGUCAGUCAUUAUUAAAGCUGCUCAUUAUUAUAUCUCCAUCCAAAUGUAAUCUAAUUAAAACCAUGAUGCGUCAAAUACUGGAUGUGAAGAAAACUUCAGGGUUGGUAAAUGACAUUAGAGGAAGAAUAGUGUUCAUCUCUCCUGACUGGAGUGUAAGUGGACAUAGCCACCUAAUUUUGGUAACGUUGUCAUGUUCUUUUAGAAUGUUUUAGCAAAAAAAAAAAAAAACACAUUCAUUAACGAUUGAAACUAUAAUUACCCUGGAUUGUCUUUUAUGUGGUGGUCUGUUGGAUUUCUCAUUGUAACAUAAAAUUAUGCAAAAUAUACCAGGGCACAGACCACUCCUUUGGUUAUUUUUUGGGGUUAUGUAAUAAAAUCUAUUUUUAAAGUCA
Molecule: messenger RNA, 7361 nt
Organism: Salvelinus fontinalis (brook trout)
Lineage: Eukaryota; Metazoa; Chordata; Actinopteri; Salmoniformes; Salmonidae
Exons: 6
Coding region: 3243-5666 (807 amino acids)
Source: RefSeq, a predicted model, not a curated record